This is a messenger RNA of Macrosteles quadrilineatus (aster leafhopper), 612 nucleotides long. RefSeq lists its product as uncharacterized. The transcript has a single exon. The record is from RefSeq and is a predicted model, not a curated record. The coding region runs from base 1 to 612 and encodes 203 amino acids. NCBI's taxonomy places the organism in Eukaryota, Metazoa, Arthropoda, Insecta, Hemiptera, Cicadellidae.
AUGUGUCAUCACGAUUCAUCCUGGCUGGAAGCUCUUCCGAUUGUCCUCCUAGGUAUAAGAACUGCGUACCGCGAGGAUCUUCAAGCAUUAACGGCAGAAAUUGUUUUCGGACAACAGUUGAGACUUCCAGGAGAAUUUUUUGAUCUCCCUGUUGACGGACCCAGGCAUGAAGAUCCUACUGAUUAUGUUGUACGACUCCGUCAACACAUGUCUUCAAUCAGACCUGUCCAAGCUUCACGCCACGUCAAACCCAAAACUUUUAUAUUUCAGGAUCUUAGAAAGUGCACCGAUGUUUUCCUAAGAGACGACUCUGUGAAACGUGCUCUACAGCCUCCCUACAGCGGACCAUAUCCUGUAAUUUCUCGUGAUGAAAAAUCCUUAGUAAUAUCACAGAAUGGCAAACAAGUGCGAGUGAGCUUAGACAGGGUGAAGCCUGCACAUGUGUUACCCGAAAAAUGUAACCAUCCAACAAUCAAAGAGCCUCAAAAUAUACAACCUUCAAACACAUCCCUCAACCCUCCAAGCCCGGCAUCAUUCAAAAGCUAUACAACUCGGUAUGGACGAAAUGUUAAGCUCAAGCUUCCUGGACUUCCAGUCUCUGCGGGGGGCUGA